Verruconis gallopava is the source of this 897-nucleotide messenger RNA. RefSeq lists its product as uncharacterized. The coding region runs from base 206 to 673 and encodes 155 amino acids. NCBI's taxonomy places the organism in Eukaryota, Fungi, Ascomycota, Dothideomycetes, Venturiales, Sympoventuriaceae. The transcript has a single exon. The record is from RefSeq and is a predicted model, not a curated record.
GUCAAAAAGAGAAGGGCGGAAGAUUCGUCGUCCUGAUGGCCGUCCGGCCUCGAGCGCGACGAGCGCGUUCGACGGGUCCUUGGUGCUGUGCUGGAGCCGCGAAAUUCAUCCGGCGUCAUGCUUGCAAUUUGUGUGCUCUGGCCAGCGCCGACGCCCAUGACUUAGCGAGCUCGCUCGAGGGCGGCGUCUAUGAGUCAGCCUGUGGAUGAAGCUGAGGGCGGCAACUCCAUCAACUCAAUCCAAAGAAGCCAGCUGCUGUUCCGCCGUGGGAACAACGGGUCAACGUACAGGUGUGCAGGCGGUCCUCUUUGGACGCCGGCCUGGCCUGCUUGCCGCAGACCGGACAGCCGUUGCGACGACGGAUGGCGGCCGAUCCCGACACCAACGAUGGUUGUGGUCAAGAGCUGGAGACCGGCGUCGCAUCCUAACCUCGAUGCUUGGGGAAUACACGUAUCGGGAACGCUGCGUUCCUUUCGUUCGCAGCAAGAAGACAAAAAGGAGCAGAGCGUGCCUACGGCAACCACCACGGCGUCUACCUCACACCUGUUUGCAGAUCACCGUGAAGUGUUUUGGUGUGUGGGCAGAUCGUGACGUAGGACGGGCUCAUGCGAUGCUCCGUCAAUCAGCAUGCGAAAGGCGAGGCUGGGGGCGAACGCCUGUAUGUGAACUCUAGAGCACAGCAAGCAAUGCACGAAUGAAAGCUUCGCUUCCAAAUCAAGCCCUCCCAUUUACUAUAGCGGUCAAGAACAAGGCGCUGGAAGCGUUGCUCGCUCUGUACUUUGCGCAAGCUGUUCCGUGAACGCGACGUCGCGCAAGUGAAUUCAAAGCGUGAAAGCACAGCCUCUCCAUCCUCUUACAUCCGCUGAAAAAAAAAAAAAAAAACAAAAUAAGAAAAGA